AUGACUUCCAACGCCGCCGGCGACCGGGCUCGCAGGGCUCUGCUCGAGGAUGCGAGGGAGGAGGAGGCCAUUACGGUCAACCAGCGCGCCCUCAUCGACAAGAUCCUCGCUCGGUACGCCGCCGAGUUCACCGUCUUUCGCGAGCUGCUUCAGAACGCCGACGAUGCCGGUGCCACACACUGCGAGCUCCGCUUCGAGACGCAGCAGAAGGCGUCGGCAUCGGCAUCGGCAGUUGCGUUGCCCGCGGGCAACGCAACUGCCGAGCCGGCGGGCUCCUCGACCAGCUCUCUCAUCCCCGACUUCAAGGCCACGCUGCAGAAUUGGGUCUUCAAGAACGACGGCAAGCCCUUUGGCAACGACGACUGGAGCCGCCUCCGCCGCAUCGCAGAGGGCAACCCGGACCCUGACCGCAUCGGUGCGUUCGGUGUCGGCUUCUAUUCGCUGUUCAGCAUCUGCGAGGAGCCCAUCGUGUCGUCCGGCGACGAGCUCAUGGGCUUCUUCUGGAAGGGCGAUGCCCUCUUCACGCGGCGUGCCAAGAACGCCGCCACCGAGGUCUCUCCGUCGGGCAAGCCAUGGACCACGUUCUUCAUGUCGCUGCGAGAGCCUGCGCCGUUCCCCGAUAACCCGCUGGUUCUGAGCAAGUUCCUGGCCACCUCGCUCACCUUCACGACCCAGGUGCGCGGCAUCAGCCUCUACUGGGACGACCAGCUGCUUUGCAAGCUCGACAAGAAGCUCAGCCCGCCCCGGCCCAUGUCGAUGCCCGGUCAUCUCAACUCGUCGAGCCCGGCACGCAUCAUGAAGGUGCGCGAGCUGCAGUCGACCUCGGUGCAGAUCGACGUCCAGGCGAUGCAGCUGGUCGUGGCGCUGGCCGAGAAGCCGAAGCCACGCCCCUCGCUCACCGCCGCCCUCAGCAGGUCGGCGGGCGGCGGCCUUACCUCGAUGCUGCAAUCGGCAUUCGGCUUCUCGUCGAGCACGGCCAAGGAAAAGGAGCGCGAGCGCGAGCGCCAGGCCGCACGGGAGCGAGAGGCUGCCAAGCAGAGGGAGACGUCCGACGCCGCGAGCAUGCUUACAAGCGUAUCCGCGUCGAUUCACCUCCGCAUCGCCACGGCCCACAUCAAUGUCUCCGCCGACAAGGCCUUCGAGCGUGAGAUCGAGAGGAGCACCAAGAAACCGCCACCAAAGACGACGGCCUUCCACAUCAUCUUCACCGGCAAGGAGGAGUACGAUGCGAGCUUCCCGGACGCCGACGACGCCGACGACGACAGCGAAGAGACCGGUGGCACUGGCUCUCCCAGCGCGGGCAAGGCAUCGCUUGAUCGAGGAGUGCGGCAGAUCUUCCAGGGGCUGAUGCCGAGGCUCGAGGAGCAAGGCCACGCCUUCAUCGGCUUCCGCACCCACCAGACCAGCGGCUUCAGCGGGCACAUUGCCGCACGCUUCAUACCCACCGUCGAGCGCGAGUCGCUCGACUUUAUCGACCGCUACUGCGCCAAGUGGAACUCGGAGCUCCUCUCGAUGGGCGGAUACGUGGCCCGGGCGGUCUACGAGAACGAGCUGCAAGAGGUCGGCCGGAUCUGGACCGAGCAGAUCGGCCAGGCGCGUCCCGCCGACGACAACAAGGACGCCAAGCUGCUCAAGGAGCGAGCGCUGCACCUGAUGCGCUUCUUCACCUUCCGCACCUCUUCGCCAUCGUCUCGCGUCUACUCGCUCUUCGAGACGGCCUUCUUUGGCGCCUCGCGCCAGGCGACCAUCUCGAUCAUGUCGACGCGCGGCGUCAAGCACUCGGCUGCCGUCCGCCUGCCCAACGCGCUCCUGGCUGACUUCGUCAAGGAUCUGGCGGUCAUCCCCCCGACCCACGUCGAGCAGGCCGCUGAGUUUGUUCGCGAGGUGAGGACGAGGAACCUGGUGCAGGAUAUCACGAUGGACGACGUCUUCAAGGAGCUGUCCGGUCGCGCUCUCACACCCACGGAGAUGGUCGCCUGCCUCAAGUGGUGGAUCUCGGUGGCGAGUCAUCCGUCGUACGACAUCAGCCUGCGUUCGAGGCUGCUGGACAACGGCGUCGUGUCCAUCCCUGCAGCCGGCACCGAAGGCGAUGCAAAGGGCGGCAAGGCGUCCGACAAGAUCCAGAGCCUGCGGUCCGUGCGAGCCUACCUCAACCCGCAACGAGUCCCCACCGACGUGCCCCUACCGGACUCGUGCCUGUCGUACGAGGUCUCCAAGGCCCUCUCGCCCGCCGACUUGAGCCGCGUCUUUGGCUGGGGAGAGCUUUCGAUGCCGACCUGGCUGACCCACGUCGUGGCGCUCAGCUCGGCGGCUGGCGUCGACAUCGAGUCCAACAUCCAGCUGUCUCCGGCCUUUUCGGAGAAGGUGCUGUCCAUCGUCGCUCGCGCCUGGGGCUCGUUGCCGAUGCAAGCGCAGGUCGACACCAGCGCCAUCCUGCAGCCGACCACCUGCGUGCCCACGCGCAAGGGGAUGCAGAAGCCUGCAGAGGCCUACUUCGCCAACGUAUCGCUCUUCUCCGACCUGCCGAUCGUCGCCUUCCCCACCGCGCAGGUCAAGGGCAACCUGGAAAAGGUGCUCAUCGCGCUCGGCGUCCGCAGGCACGUCGAGCUGCAGAUGAUCUUCAACCGCCUGGUUGCCGCCGGCGACUGGUCGCACGUCGACCUGGUGGCCUACCUCGCCGCCAACAAGGACACGCUGUCGAGCAUCGAAAGGGACCGCCUCAAGAAGACGGCCAUCUUUCCCAAGGAGGGCGAGGCAGCGUCGCCAGCGGACGAUGCCAGUGGCAAGCCGCGCAUCGUUCGUCACCGCGCCUCGCAGCUAUACGAGCCGACGGAUGCGCUCAAGGCGCUCAAGCUGCCCGUGCUCGACUGGUCCGGCAAAGCGUGGAAGCCCAGCUCCGAGGAGGCCAAGUUCGUCUUUGAUCUCGGCCUGCGUCGCCACCCGCCCCUCGAGGACCUGCUCUCGCUCGCGUCGAACACUGCAGACGACAGCCUGCGUGCAGGCGCGCUGCGCUACCUCCUCGACAGGUUCGCCACCGUCUACCGGAGCGACUACACGCUAUCGAAGGCGAGCCCGUACGCCUUUGUGCCGUGCAGGCUGCCAGAAGGUGCCACUGGCAGCACCGGCAGCAAGCGGCAGCUGUGCAAGCCGACCGAGGCCUUCACCAAUUCCGAGGCCGAGGUGAUGGGUUGGCCGGUCGUCUCGACGGCCGACGUCAGCCCUACGGAUGCCCCAAAACUGCAGCUGCGUGCCAACCCGACGAGCAGCCAGCUCAUCGGCCGGCUCGUCAACAAGCCGACACGCGACGAGGCCGAGGCGCGCAGAGUGUUCGAGUAUCUUGCAUCCGUGCCCGAAUUCACUCUGGCCGACUACGGGAUCCUCAAGACGGCCGAGUUCAUCCCCGUCAAGCAGCGCAACGGCAAGGGCGACGCCAAGGCCAAGGCCGAGACUGAGACGGUCCUUGUGGCGCCGGUCAACUGCUACUUUGGCGGCAACAGCUCGUCGCCGCAGUUCAAGGACGUCUUCUCGUACUGCGACUACGGGCCCGUGGCGGGCGCGUUCCUGCGCAACUGCGGCGUCACAAACGAGCCGAGCAUCGAGGAGGUUGCCAAGCGGCUAGUGGCCGAACCGGAGCGCUUUUACCAGCUGGCGGGCAGCACCGACGCCUACCUGGGCAUCCUGCGUCAGAUUGCGACCAACUGGAACCGCAUCCGCGCACCGCUGCGCUCGGACAUGAAGCGGUCGCCGUUCCUGCUCGGUUCUAAGCGCAUCACCCAGGCCCCAGCAUCGACGUCCGUCAAAGCCGGUGGCAGCAAGGUGCCGAACCUGAUGGACGUCGACGAUGAAGAAGCCGGCGACGACGAAGACGAGGGCGACGAUCCCGGUACGCUCGUCUACGCGCUGCGCCGGCCUUCCGAGGUGGUCAUCGUCGACGACGCAAAUUCGCACAUGCUCUUUGGCUCGAGCGUCUUCUUUGCGCCGCACGAGGAUCUGCUGCAGGAGGGCCUGUACGAGCAGCUCGGCUCGCCGAGGCUGAGCUCGCUGGUCGAAGAGCGUUACUCGGCCGAGGGCCGCUUGCUCGAGGGCACGCGGCGCUCCGAGGAGGUCAAGGCGCUCGUCCUCGAGCGGACGCCGCUGUUUCUCUUCGAGAAGCGCUCGACGGCCAAAUCCGAGAUCCGCCGUGAUGCCGACUGGCUCAAGUCGGCGCUCGAGGUGGUCGAGGUGGAUGGGGCCGGCCUGCGCCUGACGCGAACGCUGCGCUUCGGCGACGUCCAGGAGGUCAACGUGCAGAAGUCGUCGGCGAUGGCAUCGCUGCGCGGCACCAAGCUGACGCUCUUCUUCUCGUCGGCGAUGGAGGUUGACUACUUUGAGGUGGCCAUGGCGCUCAACAAGUUCCUGCUGACGAGGCAGCGGCUGCAGGAGGUGCUGCUGUUCAUGACGCUGCUCUCGACGUCGCUGCGCAACCUCAAGCGGCGCGGCUUCCACGUCGACAAGAUCCUCCAGCAGCGCAAGGCGGACCGCGAGGCGGCCGAGACGCAGCUGCGAGAACAGCGGAUGCAGGCGGAGCUGGCGGCCACUCAGGCCAAAGCGGUCGAGGCCGAGAUGGCCGGAUUCCGGAAGCAGGUGCUCAGCGUGUUUCCCGACGCCGAUCCGGCCUACGUCGACAGGCUGCUGCGCUCGCAAAAGGAGCUUCACGUCGAGCGGACCAUGGACGACAUGCUGCAGAACUCGUAUCCGCGCCGGACCAAGACCGACUCGUGGACCAGCAAGGAGGUCGGCGCGCCCUUGUCGCCGUCGCCGUCGUCGUCUUCGAUCGGACCGCCGGCGCUACAGCAGCCGCAGCUUCGAGCCGGUGGCGGUGGUGGCGGCCUCUUCUCUGGAUUCAAGAGCCGUUUCAUGCAGUCCGCGGGCUCGAAGCCGUCGUCGCUCGCCGACGGCACCUCGUCGAUCGAGCGCGGACCGUCGCUGCCUGGCGGUUGGGCCGCGGAGGGCUCGGGCGGCGCACCACCGCCCAUCGCCGCUGCCGGUCGCACGGAGGCCGAAAGGCCGCUAGGCGGCCUCCAGCCGCAGCUGGGCAGCGGCUUGGGCGCGGGUAACAAGCCGCAGGAGUCGACGGCCGAGGUGACGCCGCUCUCGACGAUCCAGCACAAUGUGCUGCGGGCGAUCCAGGCGUCGCGCCCGGACGCCUCGAGCACCAUCAAGAGCCAGGCGCAGCAGACCGAGAUCCGCGAGGCGAGCAACACGUACUGCGACACGACGGGCAUCGAGACUGACCUGCGGCUGGCGGGCGAGGUGGCGGGGAUGAAGGUAUUCCUCAACCCGUCGCUCGAUCCGGCCGCGACGCUGCAGACCAACCACGAGGCGCUGGAACGCCUCAUCAACCGCGUUUACAAGCCGGUCGGCUCCAUCUUUGGGCUGGAUCCGCGCUCGCUCAACGUCUUCUGCGACGUCGAGGGCCCCAGCAUCGCCUUUAACCGGGGCGGCACCAUCUACCUCAACCUGCGCUACUACCUUGCCUGGCACGACGACGACGUGCGUGCGGGGCGCAUGUCGAAUCCGCUCGUCUCGACCUACUUUUCCGUCGCCCACGAAAUCGCCCACAACGUCGUCAGCGCCCACAAUGCCGAGCACGAGUGGUACUUUUCCGCCAUUGCCGAAAAGUACAUCGUCGUCCUGGCCGAGUACAUCCGCAGCGUCGAGGGCAAGGUCUGA
This is a messenger RNA of Pseudozyma flocculosa PF-1, 5712 nucleotides long. RefSeq lists its product as uncharacterized. Bases 1 to 5712 code for a protein of 1903 amino acids. The transcript is spliced from 2 exons. NCBI's taxonomy places the organism in Eukaryota, Fungi, Basidiomycota, Ustilaginomycetes, Ustilaginales, Ustilaginaceae. The record is from RefSeq and is a predicted model, not a curated record.